UCCUAUUGUCAACAAACAUCCAGCUAUCCUAUUUUAAAAGCAAAGGAUAAACCCUACUUACUAACCCUUUAACUACCUAUCUUCUUCACACUCUCUUCGUGCUCCCGCCGUAUUUCACUUCCCCUCUCUUCUCUCUUCUUUUCCUUCCUUCCUUCCUUCUGUCAACACCACUCUCUAAUGGCUUCCCUUGCUGGUUCAUCAAUCUCUAUGCAACCUCGCGAGACCCUGGCUACAAGCAGGGUUUCUGGGUUGAAAUUGGUUUCAUUUGUGAACCGGGGAAGAAGCAGCCUCUCCUUUAGGUUGCGUCCAGAUCGCUUGCGGAUUUCAUGUGCUGCCAAACCAGAGACAGUGGAUAAGGUAUGUGAAAUAGUAAGGAAACAACUAGCCCUACCAAGUGACAAACCAGUCACAGGUGAAUCAAAAUUUGCUGAACUUGGAGCCGAUUCUCUUGAUACGGUCGAGAUUGUAAUGGGGCUUGAGGAAGAGUUUGGAAUCACUGUGGAAGAGGACAAUGCCCAAAGCAUAUCAACUGUUCACGAUGCAGCCGAGCUUAUUGACAAGCUCUGCGGCGAGAAAAGUGCCUAGAAACAAACCAAGGACCUAAGUUUGGGAUUCAUUUGCCAAUUUAUUUGUGAACUCAUCAUGCCUAUUUAUUUGUUCAAAUCUAGUAAAACUCAUAAAGUGGUUGGUAUUUUAGUUAAAUUAUGGAUUUAACGCUUUUGUGUUGUAAGUCAAGAAAAUACUAUUUGAUCUUCUUUUCAGUAAGUUGCUAGCAUAUAUAAUUGUAAUGAGUAUUCUAGACUUAGCCUGAGGGUUAGGGGUUGAGUUGUCUAAAAAUGAUUAUAUGCCUCAUAUAUUACCAAAGAUUAUAUAAAUUGAAUAAUAUGAACCCGUAUCCUAAAUUAAA
Molecule: messenger RNA, 907 nt
Organism: Gossypium arboreum
Lineage: Eukaryota; Viridiplantae; Streptophyta; Magnoliopsida; Malvales; Malvaceae
Product: acyl carrier protein 1, chloroplastic-like
Exons: 4
Coding region: 178-585 (135 amino acids)
Biological process (GO): fatty acid biosynthetic process
Molecular function (GO): acyl carrier activity; phosphopantetheine binding
Source: RefSeq, a predicted model, not a curated record